AAUUGAAACACUUGGAUUCGCUAAUGCGACACGACUGGUUCUUCCUUUUCUUUACACUUUCUCUUUAAGAUUGGUUUCAGAGCGCAAGUGUUGGCAAACACUUGUAUAUCAUGACGGGAGAGGAUAGCUAUACUUCUCUCAUUAUUUUCUUUCUUCUUUUUACACUUUCUUUCUCAUCAGAUAGACUGAUGCCCCUUUUCAUAUACCCAAGCGAUUAUCAAACUGAUAUUAGAGCGCAUUACAAUGAGAUACUAGACAGUCUCUUCUACAUAGAUUUAUAGAUUGGUCUAUAGAUAACUAGUCUUUAAAGUAUACGCAAUUG
Molecule: messenger RNA, 322 nt
Organism: Trichoderma harzianum CBS 226.95
Lineage: Eukaryota; Fungi; Ascomycota; Sordariomycetes; Hypocreales; Hypocreaceae
Exons: 1
Coding region: 111-281 (56 amino acids)
Source: RefSeq, a predicted model, not a curated record